This is a messenger RNA of Dovyalis caffra, 978 nucleotides long. The record is from the annotation of a GenBank genome assembly. Lineage: Eukaryota; Viridiplantae; Streptophyta; Magnoliopsida; Malpighiales; Salicaceae.
AUGGCUUUUCAACUACCACACCACCACCUCUCAGCCUCAACUUCCAGCGGUCCCACAUGGCUAAGCAACGCAGUCCUCCGUAGAAACGAAGACGUUUUAACCCAAACCCGCAUCGAAAAAUCCGAAAACAACCCCAGCAAUGGAAGUGAAGAGGACUUGAUUGAUUCUGUGAGUGAUAAUUGGGAGAGAGCUAAAUGCAAAGCUGACAUAUUAGGGCAUCCUUUGUACGAACAGUUAUUGGCUGCACACGUGGCUUGUUUGAGGAUUGCCACGCCAGUUGACCAGUUGGCUAGGAUUGAUACACAGUUGGCUCAGUCUCAAGAUGUUGUAUCUAAGUAUUCUGGUGUUGGUAGUAGCCAUGUUGUUGAUGAGAAAGAACUUGAUCAGUUCAUGACGCAUUAUGUUCUGUUGCUUUGCUCCUUCAAAGACCAAUUGCAGCAACAUGUCCGUGUUCAUGCUAUGGAGGCAGUAAUGGCAUGCUGGGAACUUGAGCAAUCUCUACAAAGUUUGACAGGUGUAUCUCCUGGGGAAGGCACUGGUGCAACUAUGUCUGAUGAUGAUGAUGACCAAGCAGAUAGUGAUACCAACUUGUAUGAUGGAAAUCUUGAUGGGUUGGAUACCAUGGGAUUUGGUCCUCUAGUCCCUACUGAAACUGAGAGGUCCUUGAUGGAGCGUGUAAGGCAAGAAUUGAAGCAUGAGCUCAAACAGGAUUACAAAGAGAAGAUUGUGGACAUUAGAGAGGAAAUUCUACGUAAGAGAAGAGCAGGAAAACUUCCAGGUGAUACCACAUCCCUCCUGAAAGCUUGGUGGCAAACACAUUCCAAGUGGCCAUACCCAACUGAGGAAGACAAAGCCAGAUUGGUGCAGGAAACUGGGUUGCAGUUAAAGCAGAUAAAUAAUUGGUUCAUAAACCAAAGGAAAAGGAACUGGCACAGCAGCCCUUCAGGAUCUACUUCGAAGAGCAAACGAAAGAAGUAA